This is a messenger RNA of Oryzias latipes (Japanese medaka), 1988 nucleotides long. It is a transcript of the gene sgta, whose product is annotated as small glutamine rich tetratricopeptide repeat co-chaperone alpha. The record is from RefSeq and is a predicted model, not a curated record. Lineage: Eukaryota; Metazoa; Chordata; Actinopteri; Beloniformes; Adrianichthyidae. Gene Ontology annotation, cellular component: TRC complex; membrane. Gene Ontology annotation, molecular function: molecular adaptor activity; protein binding. Gene Ontology annotation, biological process: post-translational protein targeting to endoplasmic reticulum membrane.
AGUUAGACGUCAGAAAGUCCCCCUGCCUACUGGCUAAAGCUCUUCAAGAAGAAGAAGGAAGAAGAAGUAACUCUUAGGUCAAUCUAGAUUCUUACCUGGAUAAUCUCCAUCUGAAGUCCAGACACAGCAGGAGUGCGUCUCCCUCAUCGAGCGCUGGGACGUCUGAGCCUCCACCACCAUGACAGACAACAAGCGUCUCGCCUACUCCAUCAUCCAGUUCCUCCACGAUCAGCUGCAGUCCGGCGGUUUGUCCUCGGACGCUCAGGAGAGUUUGGAAGUUGCCGUUCAGUGUUUGGAGACGGCGUUUGACGUUUCCACGGAUGACCAGAGCCUCGCCGUGCCCGUGACGUUACCAGAGAUCUUCGCCAGCGCCACGGCACAGUUUCCGGCUCAGUCCCAGGUAAACAACAAUUCCAGGACCAGCUCCCCGACGGAGGAGCAGAGGGCGGAGGCCGAGCGGCUGAAAAGUGACGGAAAUGACCAAAUGAAGGUGGAGAACUUUGCCGCCGCCGUGGAGUUUUACUCGAAGGCCAUCGCCCUGAACCCCCAGAACGCCGUCUACUACUGCAACAGGGCGGCAGCGUUCAGCAAACUGGGGAACUAUGCCGGCGCCGUGCAGGACUGUGAGCAGGCCAUCGGCAUCGACCCCAACUACAGCAAAGCUUAUGGGCGGAUGGGCUUGGCUCUUGCCAGCCUGAACAAACACACUGAAGCUGUCGGUUACUACAAGAAGGCGCUGGAGUUGGACCCAGACAAUGACACCUACAAGACCAACCUGAAGAUCGCAGAGGAGAAGAUGGAGACGUCCAGUCCGACUGCAGGUAUGGGCGGGGUGGACCUGGCCGGUCUUCUCAGUAACCCCGGCUUCAUGAACAUGGCGUCCUCUCUGAUGAGCAACCCUCAGGUUCAGCAACUGAUGUCCGGGAUGAUGUCUGGAGCUUAUGGCGGGUUGGGAGGCGGCAGUGGAGGAGGUGGAGUAGGAGGAGUAGGAGGAGGAGGAGGCGGUGGUGGCGGCGGCGGCGGCGGCAGUGGCAUUGCAGCCCCCACACCCCCCACAGCCCCUGCAGCAGGAGAUCUGUCGGGGCUAAUCCAGGCAGGGCAGCAGUUCGCUCAGCAGAUGCAGCAGCAGAACCCCGAACUCAUCGAACAGCUGAGGAAUCAAAUCCGCAACCGAACGCCCAGUGCCGGGAACGAGGAGCAGCCGUGACACCCGCAGAAGGUCGAGCAGAGGAGGAGGAGGACGAUGAGGAGGCGACAUCCGGCCUUUUUCUUUCUGACAUGGAUGUAGAACUCGGAGGACUAAAGGAUUGUUUUGUGUUUUCAUCACUGCGUAACGGCUGCAUGACAGACGGCGAAGCCUCCCGCUUCGCUCAGGAGCCUGGGCACAAAAAGUCCCCGCCUCCUGCAGCUCUGUGUGCUUGGAGGGACGAGUGUUCCACCAUCCGGGGUUCGUUGAGGAAGCUACGGGAACACAGACAUCACUUUGAUCAACUUGAAAUGUUCUUAGUUUUCUCUAAAAAUCAACAGCGUUACUUUUAAGGGUUUUUUUCUUCAGGUCGGUUUUUGUGAGGAAUGUGUGCGAAUGAACGAACUUCAGGGUCGUCUGCUCUCGACCACACGGAGCUGCGGGGCCACACUUUGAAAAAGAUUAAAGAAAGAACCUCAAUAUUUUACCUGCUUCUCUUUGUUUUAAAAAUCCUGGGACACAGUCGUCAUGGCAACCCACCAGCUCAUCAGGUGUGAAAAUGGCAGAGAGGAUGAUGCGUAUCUGCAUCCAUUCUCUUGGGUCACAAUUCAAGUACACGUCUGAUCACUUUUUCAGUAAAUUGAUUUAAAAUGAAAGGUUAGUUUCAGCAAUUAAAACAUUCGUGUUUAAAAUAAAAUACCAGAAUUUUAUCAUUCUGGUAUGUCGCUGAUGCCAUUAUUUUUUUAGCUCAAUCCAAAAUGUUUAAAUUGUUUUAAUAAACUUUACGUGAGCAGUUGUUUUA